Messenger RNA from Branchiostoma floridae (Florida lancelet), 2981 nucleotides. RefSeq lists its product as uncharacterized. Gene Ontology annotation, biological process: MyD88-dependent toll-like receptor signaling pathway; positive regulation of canonical NF-kappaB signal transduction. Gene Ontology annotation, molecular function: TIR domain binding. The coding region runs from base 1 to 2466 and encodes 821 amino acids. The record is from RefSeq and is a predicted model, not a curated record. Lineage: Eukaryota; Metazoa; Chordata; Leptocardii; Amphioxiformes; Branchiostomatidae. The transcript has 11 exons.
AUGAGAAGAAAAGAGGAAACUGCUGGCAAAGUCAACAGCGACGAGCCAGAAGAAACGGAUCCUCUGGAAAUCAACGGUGAUGAAGUAAGGGGUGCUGAAAACCCUUCUGAUGGGGAUGAAAGUUUGAAGGUUCCAGAAGCAGGUGGAGGUGAUGAAGAUGGGGAUAACAAUAAUGCAGAGUCUCAACCCUCCAGCCAGACACAGCAUCCUCCAGUGGAAUUGAGUGAUGCAGAAGAAGAGGAGGAAGGAGGCGAGGAGGAGGAGGAAGACAACAACGAUGCUGCUGACAAUGAUGAACCUGAUGCAAAAGAAGAACAUGAUUCCAAAGCAACAUCACCUACAUGUACUACAAGAACCGCGAAUACAGGCCAAAGAGAGCCACAAGUCAACACCGAAAGUCUGACGUCAGACACAGAACCCACGUGCCGUCCAGCGGCAGACAUGUUGGAGGAAGCUACGCCAUUGCCACCAGAAGCUUGUCCGGGAAAUGGUCCUACUCCUGUUACAGUCCAGGUGGAGAACGCGUUUGCUGUGCAGGUUGGAAACGGCAACGUUUUGAUUUCGGCCAAAACAGAGGGAAGCGAAAACGCCACACUUACAUCAGGUGCCGAUACAUGGCAGUCACACAACGGGGCUGAAAUAGUGGUCGUGUACAUCAAGAACUGUGACGUCGUGCAAGUUGGAAACCACAACAAAGUGAUACCACAGGAAAACGCCUAUGUGAAGGUCUGCUGUGAACUUGGCAUUGAUCCGGAGAGGGCAGACGACAUACUUGCGAGGCUACGUCAUGACGACGUCAGGCGUCAGUUCGCGAAGAAAAUGGCGGACAGCUUCAACGUGACGUGUAGGAUAAGAGCUGCUACCAGAGGGUGCAUCUUGCUGGAGCUGGAGGUCCCUACAGAAGCAGACCGGCUGCAGCUCCUCCGCAUGGCCAGAGACGGGACCUUCCAGCAGGUUCUCCUGGAGACCUUCCUGCCGGAGUUUGCGGCCGAGGGAAGGGCGGUGAACAUGAACCUGGCCAUCGGCGUGAGGAACCCUUCACAGGCUGUGGUGGAGGAACUGCAGGGGGCUACAGCUUCAAGUGACAAAGAGGCUGUAAAAGUGAUAGAGAUCCCAGACCCCGCACUUACAGACGGAAGUUCGACACCAGGACAACCAAAAUCUUCCCCGGAUCAAACCGAGGGACAAAACCAGGCAGAAAACCACGUGGGAGUACUUGAAGGUCCUCCCGACGUUGACCAGUGGGGCAUUUCGGACGAAGAAAGCCCAAGUGUUGAGAGGAGCACGUCUGCUUCCGAGACAGGCGACAUAUCUCAGCUGACGUCUCUCCUGCGACUGUUGUCAGAGCCUGGCGAAGAUCAACAUGACCAAAACCCAGCGACGGAGGACCAAAGCCCAGCGACAGAUGACCAAAGCCCAGCGGCAGAUGACCAAAGCCCAGCGGCAGAUGGACAACGCCCUGCACCAGAUGACCAAAGCCUUGAUGAAGAUGACCUCCUUCCAGUGGACGAACGUCUUGAGACCAACGACCAACGUAUUGAGGUCCUUCACCAGGAUGACCCAGACCUGGGAACAGAUGACCAAGGCCCCGCGUCAGGUGACCAACACCUUGAGACAGAUGACCAAUCCUACGACCAUUCAGUUGAAUAUGAAUCUCUGACACAAGAAGAGCCAAACUCUGAGGCAUUUAGUUCAUCGGCUCAUCCUGAAGGAACAUCUAGCGUCACAAGUUACCAAGUCUCGGAGAGAAGUGGAAGUGAGAAGACAGGCGAUGACGAAAUGACGAAAGUACUGCGAAGACUGGCUGUCGCUCUAGACAGGCGUGAGUGGGAACAGGUUUCGCAAGCUCUGCGUGUAAAACAGCCCGAUAAAGACCUCUCCGCUGACGACACACACCUGCGGGUGAGGAUACUCCGGGAGUGGCGGGAAGGCCCGUCCUACCGGGAGCAGUUCCACGGGCUGCUGCUGGCGCUGGAGGCGUGCGGCCGGGAUGACUUCGCGGUGGAGCUCCUACAAUCAGAACCACACGCCACUCACACAGCCCCAUAUGUUCCCGCGGCUAGUUCCUUUGAAGAUGAUUAUUCGGAGAUGUCUACCCAGCUGAAGAAGGCCGUCCCGGUGUUUAAUCAGCCCAGGAAGCCGAGGAAGCCCCCUGUGGACCCCCGGACCCCCCUCCGCAGGUUGCCGUUCAGACUGGUGAAGGAGAUCGCCAUGGAGCUGGACCCGCCCGGACAGCUGGUGAACUGGAAGGACCUGGCCGCAUGUACUAGUUUUAGCAUGCAGGAGAUAAGCUUGUUUGAAAUGGAGUACCUAAAACCCGGCGGGAGCCCGACCCGAGCCCUGCUGAACGCCUGGGGGACCCGUAACGCCACCGUACGGGACCUGCUGGACGCGCUGAGACAGAUCGGACUCCUUAACGUCGUGGACAUGCUCUCAAAAGCCGAAUCUGAUGACGAAGAGGCUUGAAGAGAAAGCUACAGCUGACCUCUCGUCUCAUAUUACUUCGCAAAGUGCGUCAUUGUUCUUCCAUCACAAGAUGAGCGUCCAACAGUGAUGAAACAAUCAUGUAUAUCAGUGGAGAAAAUUAUGUACCGGUACAUUGAAUGAUGAUGAAUACUUAAACAGAUCAUGAAAUAGUUUAGUACACAGUCGUGUCAUUUAUGCUUAAUCGUGCUUUUAUAUACAAGAUCCAUAUAUUUUGGUAAUUCAACAAAAUACUAUGAGUCAUACUUUAUGAGAAUCUAAAGGUAACAUUUUUGUGCUAGGAAAUAUUUUUGUUAGAACAGAGAAUUUUGAAUGACAUUUAUAAAAAAUAUGUUUUGUAAUCGAAGGUUUUCAUCAUCACCAAUUUGCCUAGCAAGUGUAUCUAUUUCUCAUUCUUCUACGAAAUUUAUACAGUGCCAUACUGUAAUAGUCUCUUUUCAACGACUUAACUGUCCCUGAAUGAUGUGAAAUAAUUGAUUAAACAACUGCUUUAAGUC